AUGUACCAUUUCGCUGGCCUUCGUAUCUUAUACAGUUGGCAUUUAAAACCUCUUAUCGUCUUACAUUCUGAUCGCUUUGUCUUAAGCAUGCUCUUUAUUUAUCCUUCUAUAGAUAGUGGGAUUGCAGAUCUGCCAUGGAUUUUGACUGAUAUUAUCGAGAAGCAUAAGGAUUUUGUCUAUGACUUGAAUGGUGCUGCCGUAACAGGAGACCAAGGCGUCGAGAACUUCUCCAAUAAUGUUUCUGUUGUCGAAUACUACAAUGUGUUUAUAUCAAAUCAUUGCCACAUGGGAUAUGAUUUAGCUACGGCUAAAGUCUGCUUUGGCGGAAGAAUUACUACAGUAACUAAUUUCACUGAAAUCUUGCUAAGCAGAAUACCAACAACUGUAAAAGAAUAUCUCACCAAGAACAAACACACCUUUUUACAGUAA
Rhizopus microsporus ATCC 52813 is the source of this 429-nucleotide messenger RNA. RefSeq lists its product as uncharacterized. Lineage: Eukaryota; Fungi; Mucoromycota; Mucoromycetes; Mucorales; Rhizopodaceae. The coding region runs from base 1 to 429 and encodes 142 amino acids. The transcript is spliced from 2 exons. The record is from RefSeq and is a predicted model, not a curated record.